Hyla sarda is the source of this 5838-nucleotide messenger RNA. RefSeq names its product transmembrane O-mannosyltransferase targeting cadherins 1 (gene TMTC1). Gene Ontology annotation, molecular function: mannosyltransferase activity; protein binding. The transcript is spliced from 20 exons. Bases 213 to 3287 code for a protein of 1024 amino acids. The record is from RefSeq and is a predicted model, not a curated record. Gene Ontology annotation, biological process: protein O-linked glycosylation via mannose. Lineage: Eukaryota; Metazoa; Chordata; Amphibia; Anura; Hylidae.
CGGCGGCUGAUGUGUCCGCAGAUGCGGGGAGGAGAGAAGGAGACGGCGGCCGGAGAGCUACGAGACUGCAGGCACAACUUCUGGAAUGCCGGUAAAGGGUAAUGUCCGAAUUCAUGGGCACAAGACAUACCCAGAGAUUACCAGGAUGAGACGGUCGGGUUUACACCUCGUAGAGGAGCAGUAGACCCCGAGACAACAAGAAGCGGAGAUGGAUGACGGACAUUUCCCCCUCAAGAUGUGAGAGGUCCCCGAUAUUGGAGAGUAUGAGAAGCGUUGGCCAAGUCAUCCUCCAAAAUGAUCAAAGACGCGGCGCCGGCAAAGAGAUACCGGCCAACAUGGCCGAGAGCGGAAGAUCCAACAGCCAAAGACAAGUGUCCAGCAAUGGCACCAACCACAGAAGUCAUAAGAACCUCCGAACAAUACCCAAAGACCUGGGCAAUGGAAACGGGCACAACUUCACCAACCCCGACCAUGGAGACCAGACACGUGGUGGAAUGACACCGAAAACCACCACCAAUGGAUUACCCAAGACCCAGUGUACGGGGAGACCUCAAAAUGGCAAUUUCAAAGUGCCACCUAGAAGGCCGAGAGACCAUCCUAUGGUGGACAACCCUUGCGCCUGGGUUUUUGCCGUGCCGGCCAUUGUUGCGGGCCUGUGCUUUGCCCGGUCCUUGCUGGGUGAGUUUGUCCAUGACGACAUAUGGGCGAUACUCAAUAAUCCUGACAGCAGGGGAGAGACCAACCUGAGCGCCAUCUUCAAAAACGAUUUUUGGGGCAAAGCCAUGGAUGACAACACGAGCCAUAAGUCCUACCGCCCUCUCUGUGUCCUGAGCUUCAGGGCCAACGUGUACUUGUCCGGCCUGGAGCCGUUUUACUUCCAUGCGGUGAAUGUGGUGUUACACUGUAUGGUGAGCGCCCUGCUGGGCUACAUCUGCAGCGGCAUCGCCUUCCAGGACAGGAAACAAGCGCUGGCCUCUGCCCUGCUCUUCGCCGUUCACCCCGUGCACACCGAGGCCGUGGCAGGUAUUGUUGGGAGAGCGGACGUCAUGGCGUGUUUACUCUUCCUGUUGGCAUUCAUCUGUUAUGUAAGGAGUGUGGAGGUGGAUCCUUCCCCGGAUUCUUUCCCUGGUACUACUUCCCCUGUCCUUCUGCUGCUCAGUUUGAUCAUAGGAACCUGCGCCAUGUUGGUGAAGGAAACGGGUGUCACAGUAUUUGGGGUCUGUGUGAUGUACGACCUACAGAUCUUAUGUCUCAGGAGGUUUCUAAGAGACUCAUUUUUCAAACACUCAAGGAAUAUGUGGGUUGUGGCUGCUCCAUUCUUAAAGAGAGUUCUGCUGGUCUCCUGCUAUGUGAUCGUGGUGUUAGGUUUCCGUGUCUAUAUCAUGGGCGGGUCGAUGCCAUUGUUUUCGGAGCAGGACAACCCGGCCUCCUUCUCUCCUUACCUCCUCAGCAGAUUCCUCACCUUCUCCUACCUCCUGGCGUUCAAUGCUCGGCUGCUGCUGGGCCCCAUCACUCUUUGCUAUGAUUGGCAGGUGGGCAGUAUCCCCCUGGUGCACUCCAUCUGGGACAUCCGCAAUCUCUCCACCCUCCUGUUGUUGCUCGUACUCUUCUCCCUGAGCCUCCAUUGCCUGACGGGGAGCCAGAGGGCGGGGCAUCGGGAAGUGGUGGUCGGCUUUCUCUUCUUGGUCUUCCCUUUCAUACCGGCUAGCAAUCUCUUCUUCAGGGUUGGUUUUGUGGUGGCCGAACGCGUCCUCUACAUGCCCAGCAUGGGUUUCUGUAUCCUCUGCGUCCACGGAAUGAAGAGACUGUCCUCCCGGGUUGGUCCUAAGGGUUCAUCUGUGGUCACCUCCUGCUUCCUCCUCCUCCUGGUUCUCUUCUCCUGUAAGUCGGUUCUGCAGAGCGAAUGCUGGCGCUCUCGGGAAUCCCUCUUCAGAUCGGGAGUCCAGACGCUGCCGCACAACGCCAAAGUGCAUUACAACUACGCCAAUUUUCUGAAGGACCAGAAUCGAAAGGAGGAGGCGAUAAAGCACUACAAAACAGUUCUAAGGUUAUACCCACAACACCCCAGCGCCCUUAACAACCUUGGCACCUUGACCCCCAACGUUAACGCAUCGGAGGAAUAUUACAGGAAGGCGCUGGAGAUCAGCCCGCAGCACAGCCGGGCCCUGUUUAAUCUGGGCAAUUUGCUGAGGACUCAGGGAAGGAAUGAAGAAGCUGAGAUGGUCCUGAGGGAGUCUCUUCUCCAUGGUCCAUACUUUGCUGAUGCCUAUUCCAGUUUGGGGUCAUUACUGGCCGAUCAGAAGCGAUAUCCAGAAGCCGAGGAGGUUUACCUGGCGGGAAUCAAGAACUGUCCGGAGAGUUCAGACCUGCAGAAUAAUUACGGGGUGUUUCUGGUGGAUGUGGGAUCGCCCCAGAAGGCCGUCUCCCAUUACCUCCUCGCCCUUCGGCUGCGCCCAAAUCAUCACGUAGCGAUGCUCAAUCUCGGUCGCCUGUAUCGUUCCCUAAACCAAAAUUCAGAGGCGGAAAUGUGGUACAAGAAGGCUCUGCAGAUAUCCCGAGACGUUGAAGUAGUCACCCCCCUUGGAGCGCUGUAUUAUAACACGGGACAAUACGACGAAGCAUUGCGUCUGUACAGGGAGGCGACGGCGCUGCAUCCGCAAAGCGUCCAGCUACGCCUGUCACUGGCACAAGUCCAAGCUGUGGUGGGUCAGACACACGAGGCCGUGAGUCUUGCUCGCCUCAUAGCAGAGGAGGUUCCUGACUGUAUUGAAUGUAUCCGGCUGCUGUCCGCAAUCUACAGCAAGCAAGAGGAACACACUAAGGCACUGGACAUGAUUGAAGUUGCCCUAAAGAUGAAACCUCAAGAUCCUAAAAUAACGUCGGAGCUUUACUUCACCAAAGGGAACCAGCUGCGGGAGCUGAACCGGCUGGACGAGGCCUUCCAGAGUUACAGUCGCGUGGCAGACCUGAGCCCCAAACAAGCCCAGGCCUGGAUGAACAUGGGAGGCAUCAAGCACAUUCAGGGGGAUUAUACCGCUGCCCGAACCUUUUAUAAGAAGGCGGCCAUGCUGGACCCUGACAGCAAGUUACUGAAAGAAAACCUGGCUAAACUUCAGCGCCUAGAAAGUAAGUUACAAGGAACCAAAGGGAGAGAAGCUCCACCAAUGGACCUACAAGGGGGGCAACCUGAGAAAGCUUCCAGUGGACUCCACGGAGAAGAUAAUAAAUAUGCUGAAAAACCCGUCGGGGGAACGGAAAAUUCUGCCGCUGAAUCACCAAAGAUAUAAGACUAGAAAGGCAAGUGUGAACGAAGAGACCCACCAGAUGUUGAGGAAGAGGAGGAGGGUACAGAAGAAAGUCCAGGUCUGGAGGAGAAGACUACACAAGGCCUACUGACCCUGCGAGUUCAGAGGACACGACCCCAUCCAUUGGUGGUGACAUCCUGGCUCCAGCUCCAGGUUCUCCACAUGGGCACAAACAAGGCGAGGUGCCACCUUCUAACCUGUCCUGACUCUGCCCCUCAGGGGUAGACAUGCAGGAGACCCCACAUCUCCGGGUCUACUAGGCAGUGGUUUACAAGGUCGGCUGAAGAUUGUUAUUUACAGUACAACAGUCCCCAGUCGACUGCUAUCAAUCAUUGUAUGACAUAUCAAUCACCCUAUGGCAGCUGUCAAUCAUUGUAUGACAGAUAUCAAUUGGCAGCUGUCAAUCAUUGUAUGACAGAUAUCAAUCGGCAGCUGUCAAUCAUUGUAUGACAGAUAUCAAUCACCCUAUGGCAGCUGUCAAUCAUAGUCUGACAGAUAUCAAUCACCCUAUGGCAGCUGUCAAUCAUUGUAUGACAGAUAUCAAUCACCCUAUGGCAGCUGUCAAUCAUUGCAUGACAGAUAUCAAUCAGGGCCGAUGUCAAUCAUUGUGGGGGAGAUUUAUCAAAACCUGUGUAGAGACAGAGUGGUGCCUCUUUAAAAAUGAAAGAAGCGAUCUGAUUGGUUGCUAUGGGCAACUGCCCCACUCUUUCUCUACAGAGGUUGUGAUAAAUCUGCACCAGUAUGUGUAUUUCCAGCUUUAGUCAGUCUGGACUCUCUAGUUUCCUCCUGUCCAGAAUCCUCCAGCCUCAACUCCUGCUGCAUCGGGGACAUCUAGUGUCCAAAACACAACAUUACAGCUAAUCUACAAAAUAACUAAUAUACAAUAUAUACAGUCAUCCAAAGCAAAGGCAUAGCAUACAAACAGUGCAAUACAACAAACAUGAAUAUACAUUGACGUCUAUUAUCAGCAGACAAAGGGUAUUCAGGUCACCUUUCCUACAGUUCAGCCAACUACAGCCCGGCCAUGCUGGUAGUUGAAGUUUCCCAGCUGGAGGGCCACAGGUCGCAAACCAUUGGUUCACUAGAACAGCUGUCCACCGCUUUUCCAUAGCGUUUUCUCAGUAUGUACAGCUGGUGCCACCCUCCUAUUACAUACACACAAUCGCUGAAAUGGAUUGGAACCGGACCCGGUAUCAGAUGAGCAUCUGCCCCCUUCCUAAUUAGGUAUCAGGAUCCGUGCAUGCACGAGAGAAGAAAACCACUCUGACACAAAGUUCAGCAAACGAUACUUCCUGUAUUUAAAACAGAUACAAGGGUUUAUAUAUAGACUGUACCACUGUGCCGUUUGCAAAGCUAUACGUCAUGAAUACCCGUUCAUGUGAUUGGUUUCAUCCAUCUGCAGGUGUUCCUCAUGCAGCACGUGGGUCUUAUCAUCUUGGGUGUAGUCUCUCUGGAGGCGCCAUCUUAUACACAUUGUUUCAAACACGAUGGGAGGGGGAGUGAGCUAAUGAGUGGCCAUUUUAUCAAGAAUAUUCUAAAUAGGCAUUUUACCUUAUCCAUUACGCCGCCAAUCAAUCAGCCGGACAAGUAGAGCUGUAGUGUAUAGCAUGGGGAGAAAUAAGGAGCCAUUCUGCGUCUAGGACAUAGAGAGAAAUGAGGCUGGAGCUUGAUCCGUGACUCUGGCGGACUACAAUGAGAGGGGCGGAGCUGACGUACCUCGGCCCGGUCCGAUAUCCGCCAGAGGGAUAGGUGACGCCCCUCGGGGGCCUCACUUAUCGAAUAGUGCAAUAUGCAUGCAGUAAGGGAAUGCAGGAAUGUAAGACGCGCGGGAAUCUCUGCGCGCCGCUCUUUGCAUGUCGUGAUCCUGUGAUACGUGUGAACUGUGUCGUACGUACACAGAAGUGUGACGGACUCUACCGCAUGCCAGACGAGAAAAUGUUGCUGGCAUUGAAAGAAACGCGUUUCGCUUUUUUCUAUAUUCACAAUGAAGGAGAUUUAUCAUAACCCGUCUAGAGGAAAAGUUGCUGAGUUGCCCUUAGCAACCAAUCAGAUCGCUGCUUUCAUUUUCCAGAGGCCUUUUCAGAAAUGAAAGAAGCGAUCUGAUUGGUUGCUACGGGCAACUCAGCAACUUUUACCCCAAGGACAGGUUUUGAGAAAUCUCCCAAAAUGUUCAUUGGUUCUUAAAGCACAGGCCGAGCCAACAAACCCAACCGUAAUAAUAGCGCAAAGAUAAAUUAUUGAAUGUAAUAUAUAUAUAUAUAUAUAUUGUACCGGGAUACGGAGAGUUUUAUAGCAGAAGACGACAGCGUCCUCUAUUUUUACAGCAAGAUGUCUAUAUAUUUAACAGAGAAGAUCUAUAAGUCACCCAAUGUAUUUUUCAGCUUAAAGGGGUACUCCGCCCCUAGACAUGUUAUAAGGAUAGGGGAUAAGAUGUCUGAUCACGGGGUCCCCCGCGAUCUCCCUGCUGCACCCGGCAUUCAUUUAGAAGCAGUGUCGGAGGCUCGUGACAUCACAGACGCGCCCGCUCGUGACG